Messenger RNA from Naegleria fowleri, 636 nucleotides. RefSeq lists its product as uncharacterized. The record is from RefSeq and is a predicted model, not a curated record. The transcript has a single exon. Lineage: Eukaryota; Heterolobosea; Eutetramitea; Acrasida; Naegleriidae. Bases 1 to 636 code for a protein of 211 amino acids.
AUGAUUCAUCAAUUUGAAGAACAUGGAAUUGAUGUGUACGGUAAUAAGUAUGCGUUCAAAGGUCAAUUAUGUGCCUUGUUGGAACAGACUGCCACCAAGAAGAGAAAAUGUGCUGCUACUGAAUGGAUUAUCAUGAUUGUCAUUUGUGGAACUGUUUGGAUCAUGUUGACAUUGGUUGCAUUAUUCCAAUCCCAAACAAGUAAUCGAAAGACUUUCACCUUAUUGAAAGCAAGUGGAAUUGGAUCUAUUCUUGUGAAUGCUUGGAAACAUAUGAUUGAAGUACCAACCACUGGUUGGACAUAUAAUUCAGGACUUGUCACUGGUGUUACCAUGUUUUUGCCAUUGGCUUUGUUUUUAAUGUAUUUGGAAAUUAAGGAAAAUGGUGGAUUCAAAAACGUGAGCUAUGUGUUGAAUGUGAUUUUUUGGAGUGUGGUCAUGGGAUUCAUUUCACAUGCCGUUCUAAUUGGUUCAUUGGUCAUGGCCAUGAAAGGAUCUUUCCAACACUUGAAUGAAGAAGCAAUUUUGACAUGGAUUCAAUUGUUGAAUGGAGUCAUUCCUUGGUUGUUGACUUGGCUCGGAGGUGUCAUAUUGAGACCCUCUGGAAAAGAGGAAAAGGAAUUGCACAAGAACAAGUAA